GAAUCUGCUUUUCCAGAGGCACACACGGCUGAGAUCAUGGCAUUUGACGGCAGUUGGAAAGUAGACCGGAAUGAGAACUAUGAUAAGAUCAUGGAGAAAAUGGGCAUUAAUGUGCUGAAAAGGAAGGUUGCAGCUCAUGACAAUUUGAAAUUGACCAUCAGGCAAGAAGGGAAUAAAUUCACUAUUAAAGAAUCUUGCAGGAUUCGAACCAUUGACGUUGUGUUUGAACUCGGUGUCAACUUUAACUAUACUCUAGCAGAUGGAACAGAACUCAGUACCACAAGCUUUUAG
Peromyscus maniculatus bairdii (prairie deer mouse) is the source of this 291-nucleotide messenger RNA. NCBI's taxonomy places the organism in Eukaryota, Metazoa, Chordata, Mammalia, Rodentia, Cricetidae. The record is from RefSeq and is a predicted model, not a curated record.